AUGGAAUCUUUCAAGCAAGCAGAAAGCCGAUCUAAGAGAAACAAGAAACUAGAAUUCAAUAGCAGUCGUGUCUCUCCUGUUCCAAAUGGAAGCUCCCAAUGGGGAGCGCUUAAUAUCUCAAAAUCUUUCAAUCCAAUGUUUGGGUCAUCCAAGAGGUUUUUCUCGGCUUAUGUUCCUGGGUCAAGAAUUGUUUCUCGAGCAACAUCGCCAAUAUCAAGACGGCCCAGCCCACCUCGUUCAACAACUCCAACGCCAACACUGGGAGGACUUACCUCCCCAAAGAUUGUUGUGGAUGAUGCAAAAAGGACCAAUGAUAGCCUUAGCCAAGAGGUUAUUAAAUUAAGAGAUCAGGUGGAGAAUCUUAUUCGCAAAGCGCAGCUUCAAGAAGUUGAGCUGGAAAGGACAACUAAACAGCUGAAGGAGGCAAUAGCAAUUGCAGGGGAAGAGACUGCAAAAUGCAAAGCAGCAAAGGAAGUUAUCAAGUCUCUGACUGCCCAAUUAAAGGAUAUGGCUGAGAGGCUUCCCGUGGGAGCAGUACGGAGCAUCAAGUUACCUACCUUCACUUCUUUUGGUUCCAGUCCUGCUUCCAAUGAUAUACCUAAUGUUUCACUUGACCGGCUGACUGUUCAAACAACAUUUCCAGAACCGGAGUCCAAUGGAUCAAACAAUCAGUUGCUUUCUAAUGGGUCUGGCACUGCCAGUACUCGCAGUUCAGGUCAUACCAAACAGGGACAUUUGGAAGCAGCAACACGAAAUGGGAAUAGGACGAAAGAAGGUGAAUCACUUAAUGAUAAUGAAUGGGUGGAGCAAGAUGAACCUGGUGUAUAUAUAACACUUACCUCCCUCCCUGGUGGCUUCAAGGAUCUAAAUCGGAAGCGUUUUAGUGAGAAACAAGUGGAGCAGUGGUGGGCAGAGAACAGGCCUAGAGUAUGCGAACGAUACAAUGUACGAAUGAUUGACAAGUCAAGUGUAGGCAUCGGGAGCGAGGACUUGGCUCAUUAA
Pistacia vera is the source of this 1002-nucleotide messenger RNA. RefSeq names its product PH, RCC1 and FYVE domains-containing protein 1-like. Bases 1 to 1002 code for a protein of 333 amino acids. The record is from RefSeq and is a predicted model, not a curated record. NCBI's taxonomy places the organism in Eukaryota, Viridiplantae, Streptophyta, Magnoliopsida, Sapindales, Anacardiaceae. The transcript is spliced from 4 exons.